Messenger RNA from Staurois parvus, 269 nucleotides. NCBI's taxonomy places the organism in Eukaryota, Metazoa, Chordata, Amphibia, Anura, Ranidae. The record is from the annotation of a GenBank genome assembly.
GUUUUCUUUUCCUGGGAGAGUGCAUGUGAUCAGCACAGGGCCAAUCAGCAGUGGUCAGACAGAGGUCAGGGGUUUUGCAUCCUCCUAGAGCAGAAUGAAAACUCAUCCUACAAGCUUUAGCUAGUGCUUGGCUGGACACUGUUAGAAGUCACAAGAUUGCUCUUACUACUGAUGAGAAAAGGCAUUUAGCAGUUUCUAUUUACUAAAAUAAUUGCACUUCCAUGUUGUGUACUGUGGGAGACCAGAUAUAGUGCAUGCAGGGUUCUGGG